Pectinophora gossypiella (pink bollworm) is the source of this 640-nucleotide messenger RNA. Its product is annotated as histone H1.4-like. The coding region runs from base 138 to 629 and encodes 163 amino acids. The record is from RefSeq and is a predicted model, not a curated record. NCBI's taxonomy places the organism in Eukaryota, Metazoa, Arthropoda, Insecta, Lepidoptera, Gelechiidae. The transcript is spliced from 2 exons.
GCCCUCUUAUACAUGACCCUUUCAAUGGUGUGCUUAUCAGCACUUAGUUAGCCGAGUAAGACUUAUUCAUUAGUGUGCAUGCCAGCACUUGGGUGGCCAAGAAAGCCUCUUAUAACAGUGUGCACGCCAGCACUUACAUGGCCAAGAAAGCCUCUCAUAACAGUGUGCACGCCAGCACUUACAUGGCCAAGAAAGCCUCUCAUAACAGUGUGCACGCCAGCACUUACAUGGCCAAGAAAGCCUCUCAUAACAGUGUGCACGCCAGCACUUACAUGGCCAAGAAAGCCUCUCAUAACAGUGUGCACGCCAGCACUUACGUGGCCAAGAAAGCCUCUCAUAACAGUGUGCACGCCAGCACUUACAUGGCCAAGAAAGCCUCUCAUAACAGUGUGCACGCCAGCACUUACAUGGCCAAGAAAGCCUCUCAUAACAGUGUGCACGCCAGCACUUACAUGGCCAAGAAAGCCUCUCAUAACAGUGUGCACGCCAGCACUUACGUGGCCAAGAAAGCCUCUCAUAACAGUGUGCACGCCAGCACUAACGUGGCCAAGAAAGCCUCUCAUAACAGUGUGCACGCCAGCACUUACAUGGCCAAGAAAGCCUCUCAUAACAGUGCACCAUACUCUUAGAUGCAACCUGG